Molecule: messenger RNA, 489 nt
Organism: Opisthocomus hoazin
Lineage: Eukaryota; Metazoa; Chordata; Aves; Opisthocomiformes; Opisthocomidae
Source: RefSeq, a predicted model, not a curated record
AUGAUUGGUGUUACAGGCAAGCACGUUCACGCUGAUCCAAAACACGAGUUCUUUGUGGACAUGACCUGUGAAGGCUGCUCCAACGCGGUCACCCGUGUCCUGCACCGGCUGGGAGGUGUCCAGUUCGAUAUUGACCUGCCCAACAAGAAGGUGUGCAUCGACUCGGAGCACAACAUUGACACCCUCUUGGAAACCCUAAAGAAGACUGGAAAGAAUGCUUCCUACCUUGGGGAGAAGUCUGCGCAGUAGCCUUGCCUGGUGUGAGGAGGCUAGGCACUCAAACAUGACUUCAGCAAAAAGAUGGCUUAACUGUUUGCAUAUCUCCCAACUUGCUCUGUCAUUUGACCUUUACUACCCUGCCAGAUGUCGGAAAGCAGAGGGCUGGCAGGAGGAGACAGCUGCGUCUUGGGCUUUAGGAGUGGAGAAAUCUAGAGGAGGUGGUUAUAUGCUGUUUCUAGUCCCACAGUAAAUCAAGGUGCUGCUUCUAUC